AGGAGGAGGAGGAGGAGGAUGGAGGAGCCGCCGAGGGAGGGCGAGGCCGAGCUCGCCGAGCAGUGGUUCUCCAAGUGGGAGCGCCAGUGCCUGGCCGAGGCCGAGCAGGGCGAGCAGCUGCCCCCCGAGCUGCAGGCGGGGCUUAAGAGCGAGCGGCAGAGGCUGUGGCACCUCUUCCAGAUCUCAGCCACCGCCGUGGCCCAGCUCUACAAGGACCCCGGGUGCCAGCCGGGGCUCUCCGUGUGGGACCAUUUCCAGAGUGCGGCCGUGGCCGUGACGGGCCUCUACAAGGAGAGCGGGGGUGCCCACCAGCGAAGUUUCGACCUGGGCGUCCAGGUUGGCUACCAGCGUCGCAUCAGAGAUGUGCUGGAGUGGGCGAAAAAGGGCCGGAGCACCGUUCGCCGCGAAGACCUCAUCAGCUUCCUGUGUGGCAAAGCUCCCCCUGCGCCGCCCCCGCCGCGCGCCCCCCGGACGCCCCCGAAGCCCCCUGCUGGGGCCACCAGCCCCUCUUCGGCCGCGGAAUCCAGCCCCUCCGUGGACGUCGACCUGCAGCCCUUCCACGAGGCCACCGCGCUGCAUGGCCUAGAUGGCGCCAUGGCGAGCAUCAGCGUGCGGGCCGGGCCCCCCGGCUCCCCGCCCCAAGAUGGCAGUGUCGCCUGCGGUGGGCGCCGAAAGAGUAGCUUCCUCGAGGACGACCUGAACCCCCUCGGCUCAGAAGAACUGGCCCUUCGUCUGGACAGUGGGGGGAUCCGGAAGCGCACCUCGGCCCAGUUCGGCGAUGGCAUCACAAACUCCCCAUCCCACAAGCGUAACCGAAUGGUCUAAACUGCCUCGUUGGUCGCCAACUGCCACGUUGCUUGAGAGCUAACGGACCUUCACCGUUCUUGUUGAAAGGAUACUGGAGACCAUUUUUCUUCCCUAUCUAAGUUAAAGGUUUCUGUCAAGUUUACCAUAAAGAAACUUUAAAGUAUUCCAGAAGAGGCCUCGUAUGGCUGUUUAAGAAAAUACAUAUAUAUAAAUAAAUUCUAUUACAGAACAUCAAAUAUUAUUAGUAGUUAGCAAGACCAUUUAAAGUAAAAGUAUCCAGUCAGGGCAGGAAUCUGCCUUAUCUUGUUCACAGUUACACAGUAUUUCUUAGCACCUACCACAUUUGCUGGUGUUCAAUAAAUGUUUGUUGAAUGAAGCCAUGUGACCUUCUUAAGUUCCUGGCACGUGGGCCGGGGAUUUAGCUCGGUGGUUUCGCUGCCUGCUGCGCAAGCACAAGGACCUGAGUUCGAUCCCUGGUACCAAAAAAAAAACAAAAAACAAAACAACAUAAAUUCCUGGCAGGUGUUUACUUGGUUACAAGAUACUUUAAUCCUUGUUUUGGUUGUUGACUUUAAUGGCCUUGCCGAUUCAAUUACGUUGGACCAAACUGUAACACUUAACUUUGUGUAAUCUGUAGUCUUCCGUUUUUGCUCCACUGUACCAUGCACCUAAUUUCUGGAAAGCAACUAUGGAAGUAAUAUAUUUGAAGGUGUGAUUUAUUUUGCAAAACCGUUUAUAAUUUUGGUGAUUAAUACAAGUACUUGAUAUUGGGUCUUUCAAUGCUUUCUCUAGGAAAACCAACAUUUGAGAUCUUGACGAAAUAAGAUGGUGAGCCAACGGUGCUCCUUUUGCUUGGAAUGUAAAAAGCUACCUUCUCUGAGGUUACUUCUUUUUGGUGAUCUGCUUUGAUGUGGAAGACGGACUGGUCAGACGGAUUGGGUUUUAUUUAAGUCUGCAGCAUGGUAUAACUAAAAGAUUAUGGACUUUGUUGUGAAAGGAUCAACAUUGGAAUCCUAGCUCUACACAUUAACUGUAACUUCGGGCAAGUCCCUUGAUGCCCAUUGACCUCGCUUUUUCGCCUGUAAAAUGGAAAUGUGGUCUGCUAAGUUCAUUGUAUCAGAUGAUGUCUAGAUUUCAAGCUUCUAGCACAGUGCUGGGCACCUACCAGUAUCACUUAAGUGUUCUUCUCUAUAAAUAAAAAUCAGUAAAGCAUUAAAGUCCGCAAUAUUUUGGCAAAAACAAAAUAUAUCAACUUAGAAUUCAGCCAAUAUAAUCUGUGUUUGAGUUGGAAAUUACAGUCAUGUGUUUGGAACUUGCCUAAAAAUUACAGUUGUAUUAGUUAUAAGUGUGCUGCGCUCGUAGUAAGGCAGCCUUAGUUCCUGAGGUCGCCAGAGGGAUGCGCUUUGUGACCAGGAGUGGUGGAAGAUUUAUUCCUCUGGCCUGAAAGAAUAUGGAGAGGUGGGUAAGGGUGGGAGGAGUUUGGAAGUCAAAACCCUAGGGCAGUGCAGCUGUUAAGGGAGGUAGAGAUUGUAGGGUGGGGUGAAAGUGGUGAGAGUGAGAUUUUGGAAGGGGUUCAGUAGAAAUUAAAAAGCCCAAAUCCUCAAGUCUCCCUAAGCCAGUGCAUAAAAUAUUAUAGACUAAUGAGUAAAACUUCGCCUUUAUGCUCACAGCAGAGUUAUUUCUGCUUCAUUAGCAUGGCCUCUGGAGUAAAUUUGUAAUUGACCAAUACGAUAAAUAGAACAAACUGAAUUCCCUAACAGAAUAAAAACUUGGUAUUGCACUCCACAAAUACUUAGGCACACUGUGUUAGGUCCUAAGAAGGGAUAUAAAAAACACACAGAUACCCCUUAUCUACAAAGAGCACAUCCUGACCUAGCAGAUAAAUUAUGUAGGCAAGAAAGCACUAACUGGUCAAAACACCCAAGGGCUGUGCAGAAUUUAGAAGGCAAGAGGCUCUCCUUGCUGAGAGGGUCAUAGCUUCUGGAAGAGGUGGCAUUUAAACUGGACCCAGCAAAAUGGGCAGGCAGGGAGUUUACAGGGGAUGCCAGUAAGGAAAGCUGUUAAAGUUUGAGGAGCAAACACUAAGGUAGGGCUUAAGUAUACAGGGGCUCAAAUGCCUGGGCUGGUGCUUUAGAUUCAACCCUGGGACAAGGGGUGAUACCACCCAAAGGGUGCUUUAGCAAGACUGGCUGGGCAGGACACCUGCUUGUCCAAAAGUGAGACGCGGGAGCUGGGGCAGCACAGCAUACCUCAUAGGACACUUUUCA
Messenger RNA from Heterocephalus glaber (naked mole-rat), 3074 nucleotides. It is a transcript of the gene Hapstr2, whose product is annotated as HUWE1 associated protein modifying stress responses 2. The record is from RefSeq and is a predicted model, not a curated record. NCBI's taxonomy places the organism in Eukaryota, Metazoa, Chordata, Mammalia, Rodentia, Bathyergidae.